Molecule: messenger RNA, 1221 nt
Organism: Dibothriocephalus latus
Lineage: Eukaryota; Metazoa; Platyhelminthes; Cestoda; Diphyllobothriidea; Diphyllobothriidae
Source: the annotation of a GenBank genome assembly
AUGUGUCACCAAUGCCGUCAUCUACCCUUUCGUGUCCACAUAGCGUUACAGUUAGCCUGCUUGCGUCAUGAUGCACCGAAGCCUUAUAAGUCAACUAUAAUUGGCGAAAGCGUCGCUCGAUUGCUGGCUUUCCUGGGCCACGACAUUCUCAAACUGAAUCAUCUUGGAGAUUGGGGUACUCAGUUUGGCAUGUUGAUCGCCCACCUGCACGACACCUUUAAGGACCUGGGUGAUCAGCCACUGCCCAUAUCUGAUUUGCAGACAUUCUACAAAGCUUCCAAAAAGCGGUUCGAUGAAGAUGACGCAUUUAAGAAACGUGCAUAUGAAGCUGUUGUCAAGUUGCAAGCCCACGAUCCGCUCUACAUUCGGGAUUGGAACAAGAUUUGUGACAUCUCCAAACGGGGUAUGAUGGAGAGCCUGGUUGCAGAUUUGCAAUCCAAGCAUCUCCUCGAAAACGACGACGGCCGGCAAAUCUUUCGAACACCCGCCUCACAGGUUCCACUUAUUAUGGUAAAGUCGGACGGCGGCUUCACAUAUGACACUUCCGAUUUGACUGCGAUCAGACAGCGGAUCCAGGAGGAGGGUGCAGAGCGCAUUAUUUACGUUGUCGACUCUGGCCAAGGUAUGCACUUCGACACUAUUUUUUCCGCUGCUACAAAGUGCGGCUACCUCGUCCCCGGUCGUGUGACAGCCGAACAUGUUGGCUUUGGCCUUGUUCUCGGCGAGGACAGAAAGAAGUUUAAAACUCGUUCGGGAUCUACUGUGAAGCUGGUCGAUCUCCUGAACGAGGGUGUAGAACGUUCGCUGGCAAAGCUAAAGGAGAAAAGGCGCGACAAGGAGCUGACUCCCAAAGAACAACGACUGGCAGCAGAAGCUGUGGCCUUUGGUUGCAUAAAAUACGCCGAUCUGGCUCACAAUCGGAACAACGAUUACAUCUUCUCCUUCGAUAAAAUGCUUGACGACCGGGGAAACACUGCAGCCUACCUGCUCUACGCCUACAUCCGGAUCAGGUCCGCGCACGUGGUUCUGGCUGAGCCGACGGAAUUUAAGCUGGGCAAAAUGCUCUGUCGCCUGCCCGAGAUCCUUCAGCGGCUAGCGACGGAGCUUCUGUUCCACAAGCUCUGUGAGUACGUCUACGAGACUCAUCGUGGCGCUCCUAUCUGCCAGGCCUAUCCAACGGCUACACUAGCGUUCUAUUCUUUCCUUCUGUUUCUCUUCUGA